Molecule: messenger RNA, 2856 nt
Organism: Spodoptera littoralis (African cotton leafworm)
Lineage: Eukaryota; Metazoa; Arthropoda; Insecta; Lepidoptera; Noctuidae
Source: the annotation of a GenBank genome assembly
AUGUAUGGGCUGCUCCUAGAAAACAUGGCGGAAUAUAUCCGCCAGACAUACGGGGAGGAGCGAUGGGAGGACAUCCGAAGGCAGGCUGGGGUGGAACAACCCUCUUUCUCAGUACACCAGGUUUAUCCUGAGAAUCUCAUCACACGACUCGCAAAGAAGGCACAGGAGGUACUGGGCAUGACAGAACGUGAAUUUAUGGACCAAAUGGGUGUAUAUUUCGUUGGAUUCGUAUCACAAUAUGGUUACGACAGAGUUUUAUCAGUCCUAGGCAGACAUAUGAGAGAUUUUCUCAACGGCCUUGACAAUCUACACGAAUAUUUAAAGUUCAGUUACCCUAGAAUGCGGGCCCCCAGUUUUAUUUGCGAGAAUGAGACGAGACAGGGGUUAACACUGCAUUAUAGAUCGAAACGAAGAGGUUUUGUUUAUUACGCUAUGGGACAGAUUAGAGAGGUAGCCCGCCAUUUUUAUCACAAAGAAAUGCGAAUAGAGUUAUUGAGAGAGGAAUUAUUAUUUGACACAGUACAUGUAACAUUUCAACUCACAUUCGACAAUCGGGCCUUCACGCUAGCUUCUUUGGCGAUGACAAGAGAAGAAAAACAUCUUCCAAUCAGUGCAUCUGUAUUAUUCGAAAUAUUUCCAUUUUGUAUUGUAUUUGGUUCAGACAUGGUAGUCCGAAGUAUCGGUAAUUCACUCAUGGUGAUAUUACCAGAUCUAGUUGGUAAGAAGAUCACGAACUGGUUUGACCUGGUGCGACCACUCAUUGCCUUCAAAUUCCAAACUAUCCUGAACCGCACGAACAAUAUCUUCGAGCUGGUGACGGUGGAAGCUGUGAUGCAUGAAAAGGCGCCCGACAAGCGGAAUGAGCUACUGCGGCUGUCGGAUGAAACUGAGGCUGCUACUGACAAGAACUUGAGACUUAAAGGUCAAAUGAUCUACAUGGACAACUGGCGAAUGAUGAUGUACCUUGGCACUCCUGUGAUGCCAGAUCUGGCUGCCUUAGUAUCCACUGGCCUCUAUAUCAACGAUCUCUCAAUGCAUGACUUCAGCAGAGACCUAAUGUUAGCGGGAACGCAGCAAUCAGUAGAAUUGAAAUUAGCAUUGGACCAGGAACAGCAGAAGAGUAAAAAGCUAGAAGAAUCAAUGAGGAAGCUGGACGAGGAGAUGAAGAGGACGGAUGAGUUGCUGUACCAGAUGAUACCGAAACAGGUCGCUGAUAGGCUACGGAAUGGAGAGAAUCCUAUCGACACGUGUGAGAUGUUCGACAGUGUCUCAAUCCUGUUCUCCGACGUGGUGACGUUCACGGAGAUCUGUUCCCGCAUCACUCCCAUGGAGGUGGUGUCCAUGCUCAACGCCAUGUACUCCAUCUUCGACACCCUCACUGAAAGGAACAGGGUGUAUAAGGUGGAAACAAUAGGUGAUGCUUACAUGGUUGUGUCCGGAGCUCCUGAGAAAGAAGACAACCAUGCCGAGAAAGUGUGUGAUAUGGCCCUCGACAUGGUCGACGCUAUUACUGACUUGAAAGAUCCUAGCACAGGAUCCCACCUCUCAAUCAGGGUAGGAGUUCAUUCAGGUGCAGUGGUGGCUGGUAUCGUAGGGCUGAAGAUGCCUCGGUACUGUCUGUUCGGAGACUCAGUAAACACUGCAUCAAGGAUGGAGUCCACUUCGGAAGCUAUGAGGAUACACAUCUCGCAGACCACGCAGGAACUACUAUCACCAUCGUAUAUGGUGACUGAGAGAGGAGAGAUACAGGUUAAAGGGAAAGGUGCAAUGAAAACAUAUUGGCUAGAGGGUCGAGAAUCUCGUCCAUCGUUAACUAAAGUCAUAUCACCACAACUGACUCCUGGCACAGAACUAGAAUGGGAGAGAGCGGCCGACGUCAGAGACAGUAUCGCAGAACAUUCAGCCCAACAAAUGAACAAUAAAGAACCAAACACUUUAAGAACACAGAAUUCUGAGAACCACCUUCCAAAUGCCGUUAACUCUGGACCUAAUUCCUUAGUAAACUCCUCUGGGAAUCUCAUGACGGUGCAGAAUACUACAGGAGUGAGAACCUCUCAGAUAUCGAAUGCACCCACGACAACGAUGACGUCGCCAGUUGAAGAGAGGAGAAUGUACUCUCCUGUGACCUUUCAAGAUGUUGCUAGAAGGAGUAUAGCUAAUUCACCCAAUAGGUCGGAGAGGGAACGAGAAUCAAGAUCAAAUUCAACGAGUGCAGCUGGAAUGUGGACUGACGCUGAAUCCGUGGAUCCACCGAGAACUAUAGACAGCCUCAAUUCUUCGAUCUGUUACAGUUCGACAUCGCCGUGCAGAGUGGGGACUGCACCUCAACCAAAAGAGCGAGAUACUGAUAAUAUGAUUGAUACUAUAUCGUUAACUAGCCCGAGGCUAACGUUUGGGUGCUUCACGCUAAUCCAACAGUGCGUUGCGCGUAUGUCUCCGACGCGUUCAGCUCCGCCAGCUAUAGGGGACUCUUACUCCACUCUCAGACCUGAGACUGCGUCAUCUACGGCCAAGCAUAGUGGAGAUGAAAUUGAAACAGACACUGAAUACCAGGAUGCCCACAACGAUAUGAACCAAGUACCCCAUCUAUGUACACAAGAAUCUACGGAAACCCACCCAAAGCCAGGCAAAGUUGGGAGAUUCAAGGCGCGAAUAGCCCCGGGACAUAAUAAAACUUGCACAAGUCACAAACAGAUUCCUAGAGAAUUUUCCAAUAAAGAAAAACAACAGCCUCAAGGUCAAAUGCAUCCCCAUGGUCACCAUCACACCAAGAAUGUUAAUCACCAUCAAUGCUGUGGAGCUUUCGGCAACCCACAUGUUCGACAUAAAAAUAAUUCUAGUUGUCAUCUUAUUUAA